UUCGCACAUCAAUCGGCCCCAAGAGUCAUUGGAAGAAUUUGGCCGCCAAGAUUGACUCCUCUUUCCCUAUCGCAGAAAAAAAGAAGAUCACGGACGAAAUUACUCGAAUGCAGAACACAUAAGAGAAAGAAAGAAGAAAUUUCCGCUUCAGAACAAAAGGGGGGAGUCGGUCCCGCCUUUGGCUUGUUUUCAUCUUGGAAGAGCAGCAUUAACUCCAAGCUCGAGAACGGAGAGGGGAGGUUGUUCGGGAACCCCCAAGCUACAGCAUAAAACGAAGCAUGUGAGGGAGAAGGCGAGUGCGUGCGAUUAGCUCUCCCUUCUUUCUUCUCCCCUCUACCAGCAAUGCUACGCAGGCUUGCCACCGUUUUCUUAUUUACUACUCUUCUCAUUCUCCUCACACAACCACCACCAGCAGCUUCAACGGUGGUACUCUGCCACUUGAACGAGAGCUCAGCACUCCUUCGAUUCAAGCACAGCAUUAGUAAAUUUCUCUUCCCAGGAGCACUGAGUUCAUGGCAGGGGAAUGGGUCUGAUUGCUGCCGUUGGCAAGGCAUCACUUGCCACAGCGUCACCGGCUUUGUCAUUAAACUGCAGAUACCUUAUGUUACAGAUGGUCAUAUUGUCGGCAGCAUCGACCCAUCCUUGUUUGAGCUUAAACAACUCCAGCUUCUAGAUCUCAGCGGGAAUGGGUUCAACGGUAGCAUCCCCAAAAGACUCUUGGAACUCACCAACCUCACCCACCUCGACCUGUCUGACUGUCGCUUCACAGGGCAAAUUCCAGAAGAGUUAUUGGGAAUGACAUGGUUGAUCUCCCUAAACCUCUCUAUGAAUGAUUAUUCUGUUGGCCUGCAACUCCAACGUCCCAAUUUGACAACCCUUCUCAAGCGGUUAGACCAAUUGCAGCACCUUCAAAUCGGUGACGUGGAAGUCUCCAUGAGCGGCAGAGAUGUGAGCACAGCCUUAUUGUCAUCACCAUCUCUCCAAAAAUUGAAGACACUCUCCCUGAGUAAUUGCAUCAUUGUCGGCCCAUUAUUGGAAGAACCAUUUCUCCAUAUGCAAUCACUAUCUCACUUGGAUUUGAGUUUCAACAACCUACUAGGAACCUUUCCUCCAAACAUUUUUCUGUUGCCUAAACUGGAAACUCUUUAUAUUUCAUUCAAUAUAGAGCUGGCAGUGUUGUUGCCACCAAGAAAUCUAACAAGGAGUGUCAAUAUUCGACAUCUACUUCUUUCUUCAAUCGGAGAGCUGUCUGAUGGCCCUUUAGUGCCAUCAAAUCCCCCAUCACAACCAAGAUUAGAGGUGACAUCAAAUACAAUGAAUGGAAGUACCUUGUCAUCUUGCACUUCAACUAGAAUUUCUGUCAGGAAUUUAUCAAGCGGCAAUCCACCAGGUUUGAUUCCUGAAGGUCUAUGCUCAUUUUCUCACCUCAUUAAUCUAACGCUUGCUCACAACUCUUUGAAUGGGACAAUUCCAACGUGUUUUUCUUGUCUUUCCUCCCUUGAGUGGCUAGAUCUCAGUUACAACCACUUAUCUGGGAGCAUUCCAUCAUCACUUUUCACCCUCCCUUCCCUGAUACUUCUCGACCUUAGUUAUAACAUGUUCAGUGGUUCGCUCCCCAAAUUUUACAAUCCAAGUUCAAAUUUGACAAUACUUUUGCUUGACAACAAUUUAUUGAGUGGAGAUAUUUCCUUUUUUAUGCAUGGUCUACCAUCUCUAGCAGUGGCUACUCUUUCCUCCAAUAAUAUCACUAGUAUCAUUUGUCCUUUUUAUCUUUCCAGACAAAAAACUCUAAAGUACUUGGACCUUUCCAAUAACCGAAAUUUAAGGGUGGAAAUGUCUGAUUCCAACAACAACACUUCCAUGAUGAAUCCCUCGCACAACAACACUUCCAUGAUGAAUCCCUCGCAGUUGGAGUACUUAAAUUUAAGGUCUUGUGACAUCCAAAGUUUUCCCACGUUCAUUUGUGAACUAGGCAAACUCCAGUUUCUUGACCUUUCAAGUAACAAUAUUGAGGGGAAAAUAUCAGCUUGUUUGUGGGGCAUUACUGGCUUCAGACUUCUAAAUCUUGAUCAUAACAAGUUUGAUGGAUUUCAAGAACCAACAAAUACCACUAGAGCCAUUGGUGCUCGAUUGUCUUUGUUGAGUGUUUCAAGUAACCGAAUCAAUGGUAUGAUCCCAACUUUUCUUUGCAACUAUAUUGCUGAAUCUGUCAAAUUGGACAUGUCAAACAAUGCUCUCACAGGUGCCAUACCAGAUUGCCUUUGCAAAGUGAGUCAUUUGAACCUCAGUAAUAACCAAUUACAGGGGCAAAUUCCAAAUGGAUUCAAUAAUAUACAGCUCAUCGACUUGAAUAGCAACAUUUUGACUGGCACAAUUCCGAAGUCUAUAGCUUCCAACAUCACAAGUUUGAAAUCUCUAAAUCUUGGGAACAAUAAGUUAGAAGAUGCAUUUCCUGGAUGGCUGAGCCAACUGACCAAGUUAAAAGUGCUAGUUUUGAGGUCCAAUCGUCUUUAUGGACCCAUUUUUACCAUUGCCAAUUCAUUGCAAGCAUUUCCUGCCUUGAAGAUCUUUGACAUAUCUAGUAAUCAUUUUUCGGGAACUCUCCCACAUGAAUUGUUCGAAGGACUCAAGGCUAUGAUGCAAAACGGUUCAGAGGAUAUUUACGUUGACAAUGAUGUAUUUUCAGCCGUUUAUGUUUUUCACCUAUUCAAUGUUUCUACUUAUUUCUUGUUGCAAGGUGAAAUAGAGCAAACAAUAAAAGGAAAUGAUCGGCCUAUAACAAGCAUCAAGGGGCCCAUGAAUAUUGUUGACAUGUCCAACAAUAACUUUACAGGAGAAAUUCCUGAAGAGAUAGGGAGGUUGAAGUAUUUACAUGGAUUGAAUGUUUCUAACAACCAUCUAAAGGGUCUCAUCCCCAAUUCCUUUGACAAUCUGUUGCAGUUGGAAUGGUUAGACACUUCUCAUAACCAACUGUCAGGACCCAUACCAGAGGGGCUCGCAGAUCUCACAUUUCUUUCGAUCUUAAAUUUAUCUUAUAAUGAUUUGCAAGGAAGGAUACCUCAAGGAAAGCAGUUUAGCACUUUCGAUGAAUCUUCCUUCAAAGGAAACCCAAAGCUUUGUGGGGCACAAAUUGAAAAAACAUGCUAUACAGGAGGAGAUGGUGAUAAGGAGGCAAUGAACAAGAGAGAUGAGGAGAUGCAAGGCUGGAAGUAUGGAUCAUUGGGAAUAGGUUUUGCAGUGGGACUGAUGAUCAUAACUCUGCCCCUCGUGUUCGUAGAGAGUGUAGCAAAUUGGUUUUGGGAUGAAACUGACAAGAUGAUAGAAUUCUUAUUGAUGCAAAUUGGUCCUUCUAAAUUUGGCAAGCGUAGGAACACAUAAAUGGUGUGCAUGUUUGUACGUGUUAAAGAGUUAGAAGUGCAAGCCUUCAGUCCUAUGCUCCUGUCCACCAGAAUGCAAAUUGAGCAUAAUGACAUCAGAAGGCUAGAAGAUUAUAUGGUUUGUGAAUAUAUAAGCAAAGGCCUCUCAACCGAUGAGUUUGAUUCACAUCUUUACAUCUGCAAUAGGACUUGUAUUGCCUUUUCUUAGUGCUUGAUUUCCUUGUAUCUUUUUCGGAUUGAAGUUUUUAUAAUGUAUGCUUAUGUGUGCUUAAUUUGCUAUGUUGCUUUUAUUUCAUCAUA
Molecule: messenger RNA, 3677 nt
Organism: Nymphaea colorata (pocket water lily)
Lineage: Eukaryota; Viridiplantae; Streptophyta; Magnoliopsida; Nymphaeales; Nymphaeaceae
Product: receptor-like protein 48
Exons: 1
Coding region: 343-3378 (1011 amino acids)
Molecular function (GO): protein binding
Source: RefSeq, a predicted model, not a curated record